Candidula unifasciata is the source of this 226-nucleotide messenger RNA. Lineage: Eukaryota; Metazoa; Mollusca; Gastropoda; Stylommatophora; Geomitridae. The record is from the annotation of a GenBank genome assembly.
CACUAUUAUGUGCAUGGCUUCCCAGAAACGGAAAUUCAGUCGUUUAUUAAAGAGGGUGGAGAAAUGCCACUUACAGAGGUCUUCAGACAUGUGGACAAAGAGAACACAUGGCAGAACUGGUUUUUCUGCAUAUUCCCAUGUCUGUCAUGUCUACGCCGCGAUGCACCCAGUGAUACUCAAAUUCUUCGACUGGUAUAUAUUUUACAAUAUUUUUCUGCUGUUAUAA